CUCUGUGUGAUACAGCUGAAUACUGAGUAUUAUUUAUUUAUUUAUUUAUAAUUGGCCUAAAAUCUUUACACCGUUGUAUAAAGGAACGCUUUUGUUGUAGUUCUAGACUAAGUGUAUACGGUCGGUUCACUAACAAACGUGGAAUAUAUUUAUCAUUUAGACUAUUGAACUGUGACUGUCAGUGACCAGCUGUAGAAAUAUCCAGUAGUUUAUUAUACAACAGCUUUUCUCGAUGGAGUGGCCUAAGUUUUAUCCAUCUCGCAUACCACUUUUCGCUGUCAUUCAUGCUUCAGUUUUGUGCGUAAUAAUGGUUUUCAUCGUAAUUUCUUAUGAUCAAAUACCAGUUGUUCCAUACGUCAGCUCUCUUGGUGUGAAUCCACCGGAAAAAUAUUUCUUUAUAUAUUCAUCGGGAGUAUUUGCAGUACUAAAUAUUAUAAGUCAAUGGUUUUGGUACUUAAUGAUGAGAAGAAGACUUGUGGAGAGAAAUGCUUGGUCAAUGGUCAGUGGACUCCUAUGCAUCAUCAUUCUAAUAGCUUUUGCAAUAUCAAGCAUAUCAAUCAUAGGAUUGGCUAUUAUUGAUACAAAAACUGACAAUCGUACACAUUAUCACUUAGCUUUAAUGAAUUUCUGUUCUCAUCUGAUUUCGAUUCCACUGGGUGCUCUGCUUAUUUUAUAUUCUUUCCGUCCAUGGAAAUGGUUUUUCUUGGCUAGAUUAAUUGUUUGGAUUCAGAUGAUUCUUGGUGCAUUUUUUUUCGUAUAUUUCAAUCAGAUUGGACUCUUAAUUAUGGAAGCGGAAGACGGCUUCCUUGUAAAACCACAUGAACCGGGAUAUGAGGAAUUUAAAUGGAGCGCAGUGGGCGAAUGGUUUGUAGUACUGGGAAUCAUAGAAACCUCAUUCAUCACCAGUUUAGAACUACGUAAUUACGAAAGAGAGAUUGCAUAUGGAUGGAGAAGGUCUACAAGGUCGUGGAGAGUUUAAUUAACUG
Trichobilharzia regenti is the source of this 986-nucleotide messenger RNA. Lineage: Eukaryota; Metazoa; Platyhelminthes; Trematoda; Strigeidida; Schistosomatidae. The record is from the annotation of a GenBank genome assembly.